AUGACCAUCCGAGCUCGGACCAUACUCCAAACACCAUUAGCGUCGGUCAACCAGGACAGCGUACUGGAUAUCACACCUGAUGCUACCCCUCAGAGGUACCGUUUGAUACACUGCGAUCGGUUUGUGGAAGAUCAAUUGCUCCACAUCGAGGAAUUCACAGAUUUCCCAUCUGUCCAAUACGCUGCUAUAUCGUAUGUCUGGAAAGGCAACCCUCUUGAGCCUUCCAAAGCAAAUAGUGACAAGAGUUUUUCCGUCGCCGGUGCGCUUGAUGGAGAUCCAAUCAGCAUUCAUACUCUGAGUCAAGCCUGCUUGACUGCGGUUAAACAUGGAGCUCACUACAUCUGGCUCGAUCGACUGUGCAUCAUGCAGACCAAUUCUGAAGACAAACACUGGCAGAUUAGGCAGAUGAGCGAGAUGUACAAGAGGUGCGAUCCCUGCAUCAUUCUCCCGGGCGGUGUGCAGAAACUUGUGCGGGUCGAUGAAGACACUGCCUGGAUCCACCGGGGGUGGACACUGCAGGAAUUGCUGCUGCCACAACGCGCUUUUGUAUUACUUGCGUGGAAGCUCGGAUCAGGCUUGGUAAUAGCUGGCGAUGCGUCUGGUACCGUAACCGAAGUCACAGCAAACGAAUCAGCCGUGAUGUCAGCACCCGACAUCUUAAAUGCCUGCGUUGCAGGUUGUAUCCAGUUCACCUCUUCCCGCUCGUCUUCUCCACUACUCAUUCGCAGUUGUGUAUUCGGUUCCGCUUCGCCAAACUUGUUUGCGACUUCUGUGGCGAUGUCGGAGGAACUAGCACGCGACCCUGACGCGCGCAACCACGCCAUCUGGCAGAGUGCCUUGAUGCGAACGUCAUCGCGGCCCGUCGACAUGGUGUUUAGCAUCAUGGGACUUUUGGGCGUGCUAUGCACGUUCCCUAUUUUUGCAGAGACGAGUGUAUCUGGCAAAGCGCUGGUGCGCACGAAAACAGGUCUCCAAGAGGUGUCUGAGAGGACCAUGGAUGACGAUGGCUACUUCACAUUCUCGUCUCGGGCAGUUUGUUUAGCUGCUGUAACAAGCAAGCUGGACCACAGGCCCAAAGAUAAGACCAGCGACUCUGGUCGUAGGUUGAUUACAUCGAUGAAUGGAAGUGUCUGGGAGAUCGUCGGAGACGGACACAUCCGUGGACCCAGUACCUACGGCGUCAUACUGGGCUGGUUUCAAGAGUUCUAUCCUGGCGCCACUCUAGCCCAUAACCAACACUAUAUAAAGGGGAUGAUAGUCGAAGAACAUACCCCUGAAAGGUUUCACAUUGUAUCGUUCUUCUCCUUACAUCUACGCGACAGGGCAUGGGUCAAAAGCUGGCAGGAGCGUCAAUUCAGUGUUGGAGGUCCAAAGCCGCUUGCACACAAGAGCCAGACAACAAAUGAGGCUUUCGACGAGAACGAAGUGCAUUCUUUACAGGAAGUAGAUGAACCAUCAAGGAAAAAAUGA
Molecule: messenger RNA, 1470 nt
Organism: Suillus bovinus
Lineage: Eukaryota; Fungi; Basidiomycota; Agaricomycetes; Boletales; Suillaceae
Exons: 5
Coding region: 1-1470 (489 amino acids)
Source: RefSeq, a predicted model, not a curated record